AUGUCCAGGAAGCGAAAGAUUGAUGCAGAUGGAAGGCUGUUACAUGAAAGAUGGGAUGGCGAAUAUAUGUUUGUGCUUCAAGGAGAAAAACCGGUAUGUCUUGUGUGUUAUGAGGCGUUGUCGGUCGUCAGAGAGUACAAUCUACGUUGGCAUUUCUACACCAAACGAGGAGCCAAGUAUGCUAAAGUUAGCCUUCAAGAAAAACAACAAAUUGCCAAAGAAUUAAAAGGCAAACUGCGAUCGCAACAGAAUGUGUUCACAAAAGCCACCACCAAAAUCGAUGGGGUAGUAAAAGCUAGCUUUAUUGUGGCUGAAGAAAUCGUCCACGCUUCAAAGUUUUUUUCAGAGGGUGCCUUUUUGAAGCAGUGCAUGCUGAAGUUGUGUGAGCAGGUGUGCCCCGACCAGAUACUGACUUUUAAGAAUGUCAGUUUGUCAAGAAACACCAUAGCGGACCGAGUCAAGGAGCUAGCAGGAAACCUUUCAACACAGCUGGCCGAAGAGUCACGCAGUUACACUGCUUUUUCAUUAGCUGUUGAUGAAGGCACAGACAAAAUGGAUACGGCACAGCUAUCCAUUUUUAUUAGAGGCGUGAAGUCGGACCUCUCUGUCACCGAGGAGCUCUUGGAUGUAGUUGCCAUGCAUGGGACCACAACGGGACGGGAUAUUUAUGAAGCGGUGGGGAAGUCCUUAAGUAAAACUGGAUUGCCCUGGGAAAAGUUGGUGGGAUUAACUACAGAUGGUGCACCUGCAAUGCGUGGAGGAAAAACGGGCUUGGUUGGAUUAAUGAAGGAGAAAAUGCAAAAAAGUAACUGUCACAUGCCUCUGAUUGCUGUUUUCACUCAGAGUAAAGGAAAACCCUUGUCUGAAUUGUCAAAUCCAAACUGGCUGUGUGAUUUUGCUAUGUUAUGUGACAUAACUGAGCAUCUCGCCCAACUGAAUCAGAAGCUGCAGGGACGCAAACAAAUCAUCACGCAGAUGUCCGACAUGAUCACAUGUUUCCAGCGUAAACUUGACCUAUGGAAGUGCCAAGUGGAACAGGACAAUCUUGCCCACUUUUCUGUUUGUCAGAACAUCUCGGCCUCAGUUCCCGAUGUUUUUUCAUGUGUCAGGUUGGCUACCAAACUGAAUCGGUUAAUGGAUGAGUUUGAUCGUCGCUUCUCUGACUUCAGAUCACAGCACUGGAGCUUUGCCAUCUUUGCCAGUCCUUUCACCACCGAUGUCAGCAGUGUGCCUCAUCACCUUCAGCUGGAAAUAAUCGAGCUUCAAAGCGACAGUGGCCUGAGAGCAAAGUUCCAGGAUGCUGCAAUCGAGGACUUUUACUGUCUACUGCCCCCUGAUGUGAUGCCACAGCUUCGACUUCAUGCUGCCCGUGUUCUGUCUAUGUUUGGGAGCACCUAUCUGUGCAAACAGAUGUUUUCAAUAAUGAAUCUAAACAAAACCAAGCACACAUCACGUAUCGCUGAUGACAACCUCCACGCUGUUUUACCGAUUGCCACAGCACAAGAGCUAAAACCAGACAUUGACACACUGGCCAAAGGAAAACGAACAUGA
Messenger RNA from Paralichthys olivaceus (Japanese flounder), 1551 nucleotides. NCBI's taxonomy places the organism in Eukaryota, Metazoa, Chordata, Actinopteri, Pleuronectiformes, Paralichthyidae. The record is from RefSeq and is a predicted model, not a curated record.